Molecule: messenger RNA, 1563 nt
Organism: Moesziomyces antarcticus
Lineage: Eukaryota; Fungi; Basidiomycota; Ustilaginomycetes; Ustilaginales; Ustilaginaceae
Product: PLP-dependent transferase
Exons: 1
Coding region: 1-1563 (520 amino acids)
Biological process (GO): amino acid metabolic process; biosynthetic process
Molecular function (GO): pyridoxal phosphate binding; transaminase activity
Source: RefSeq, a predicted model, not a curated record
AUGGCCGACAUUCCUGCUGCUUCGGCGGCGCCGGCAUCCUCUGCGCCCGACCUGUCCACGCUCACUGCUGCCGUGUCGUCCGCCACGCUCUCCGACGAUGGCAGCGCCACACUCUCGCGCCGCGGCGAGCACGGCGCCAACACGUUCCAGCUGCCCGAGGGCCUGAAGCGGCUGCUGGCCAACAUGUACGACCCGGCCACCAACCCGCAAGGCAUCAUCAACGCCGGUAUUGCAGACAACUCGCUGUGCCGCGACGAGCUGCUGCGCUAUCUGCUUGCGCCGCACAGGCUGCAGCUCUCCCCUGCCGACCUGACGUACGCGGAUCGGUUCACCACCUCGACGCGGCUGCUCGAGGCCAUCGCCAAGCUCUUCAACGAGUACUCCCCCGAUUGGCCCGACACGACGCACUCGCCCAGGCCAAGGAAGGAGGUGACGGUGGAUCAUAUUGCGAUUGCGUCGGGCGCGACAGGGAUCCUGGACGAGCUGUUUUGGAAUCUGUGCGACGAGGGCGAUGGCGUGCUGCUGAGCACGCCGUACUACAAUGCGUUUGACAACGACCUUACCAGCCGCGCCAAGGCACAGGUGGUUCCGGUGCAUCUGCCGUUACCUGACGUAGCGGGGGAGAGGUUGGAUAAGACGGCGUUUGCGAGAGAGACGGUGGCGGCGUACGAGGCUGCGUACGAGCGCGCUGCGAAGCAGGGGGUGAGGGUGCGUGCGCUGCUGCUGUGUAACCCGCACAAUCCGACGGGCACGAUCAUUCCACGCGAAACCGUGAUCGCACUCGCCCGACUCGCCGCCAAACGCAAGAUGCAUUUUGUGUCGGACGAGAUCUAUGCGCGCUCGUGCUUCACCACCACGGAUGUACCCGACCCAGCGGUGUUCCACAGCAUCCUGUCGGUGGAUGUAGACAAGGAGUGUGGGUUGGACCCAGCGUACGUGCAUGUGGUCACGUCGGCAUCGAAGGACUUUGCAGUCAACGGGUUCCGACUGGGCGUGCUCGUCUCCCAACACAACCCGGCACUACUACGAGCCAUGGCUUCGGUGGGACUGUUGUCGCAGAGUGCUUCGCCAGCUGCAUCGCUCUGGCACACAUGGCUCUGCGACGAAUCCUUUUUGCGAUGGUACCUGGCCGAGAACCGUCGACGCCUUGCGCGCGCCUACGAAUACACCGUCGAAUGGGCACGCCUCGCCGGUGUCCCCUACUACCCCUCCAACGCCGGCUUCUUUGUGAUGCUCGAUUUCAGCGCAAAGAUCGACAUCACCCCCGGAAUGGAUGAAAAGGAGGCGGCGAGGAGGGAGGAGGAGUUUGUGGAUCGACUGUUGGAUUGCGGGGUCUUUGUGGCUCCCGGUGCGCAGUACCACCAUCCGAAAAAGGGAUGGUUUAGGUUCACGUUUAGCAUGCAGCCCAAGACGCUUAAGCUCGCACUCGAACGCACCGAAGAGGCUCUGCGGCUCGACAAGAGCGUCGAGAAGAAUAGACCACUGCUCAGUCUGGACUCGGGCGGUACUCCGGCCCCCGAUGCGGGAAAGAGGCAAAGCUGGAUUCAAAAGCUUGUUGGCUAG